ACGGGCGCAAGAACACUGAAGAGAGCAGCACUUCCAUCCUAACAAAGUGAAGCCUUUCAACAAUGAGGCCUCACGCGGUCAUCAUCCCUUACACUGGUUCAGGCCACAUAAACCCCAUGCUGAAGCUAGCCAAGCUGCUUCAUUCCAAAGGCUGCUACGUCACCUUCAUCAACACUGAGUUCAGCCGCGAGCGCAUUCUGAGGAAUGAAGGGCCCAACGCUCUCAAGGGAUCCGAUGAAGGCUUCCGAUUCGAAACCAUACCUGGUAGUCUCUCACCUUCUGACCAGGAAAACCCACAGCAAGUCCUCAAACUGUGCCCCUCAACCCAGAAGAGCUGUGCUGCUGCUCUUGAAGAGCUGCUUGUGAAGCUUAACGACUCAUCGGAUGUGCCCCCAGUCACUUGCAUUAUACUCAAUGGACUCAUGAUCUUUUCUCUGGACGUGGCUGAGAAAUUGGGCGUCCCUGCGCUGGUGUUCUGCACAACGAGCGCUUGUGGUUUCAUGGGCACCAUUCACUUGGGAGAGCUCAUUAAAAGAGGAUAUACGCCACUCGAAGAUGAGCGUUGCUUGACAAACGGCUACCUCGACACGGUAAUAGAUUGGAUCCCCGGGAUGAAAGAUAUUCGUCUGAGAGACCUGACUAGUUUCCUUAGAACAACCGAUCCUGAUGAUUCUCUCCUCAAGACCGAGAUGGAGGAGACAAAUAACACAUUCAGAGCUUGGGGUCUCAUCCUCAACACAUUCGAUCGCAUGGAGUGCAAUGUCUUGGAUGCUUUGAAACGUAUGUUCCCUCGGAUGUACACCGUAGGGCCUUUGUCAGCACUACUCAAUCAGACGACCGAAAACCAAUGGAAUUCAGUGCGCUUAAGCCUUUGGGAAGAAAAUCAUGGCUGCCUCCAGUGGUUGGACACUCAGAGAGCUGCUUCCGUCGUCUACGUGAACUUCGGAAGCCUCACGACCAUGACGGUCGAGCAGCUGAUGGAGUUUGCAUGGGGAGUUGCGGAUAGCAAUCAUCCCUUCAUGUGCAUCAUCAGACCUGAUCUUGUUGCUGGUGGACUUGAGGCACUGCCGAAGGAAUUCAUCAUAAAAACCGAGGACAGGAGCUUCCUCACUAGUUGGUGUCCGCAAGAAGAAGUGCUCUCUCAUCCUGCUAUUGGUUGCUUUCUGACGCAUAGCGGUUGGAAUUCGACCAUGGAGAGUGUGUGUGGUGGUGUACCAAUGAUAUGCUGGCCAAACUUCGCAGACCAAUACACUAAUUGCAGAUAUGCUGACAAGGAGUGGGAAAUAGGCGUGGAGAUUGACCAAGAAGUGAAGCGGGAGCAAGUUAUGGGUACGGUGAGGGAAGUAAUGGAAGGAGAGAGAGGUAAGGAGAUGAGGAAGAAUGCCAUGAAAUGGAAAGAGAGGGCAGAGCAAGCUACUAGACAAGGUGGAUCUUCUUAUGAAAACAUGGAAAGAUUAGCCAAGGACCUGAACCAGUUCAUGAUCAUGAGGACUGGAUAGUUUAGUUAUAUUGGUGCAAUGGUGCAUUGUGAGAGGGGAAUAAUGCAACUUGGUAACCUAUGCACCAAGCUUUUGUGGUUGUGUGUGCUCUUCUAAAGUUCAGCAAUCAAGUAUCUUAUCUGCUCAUUCUAAUA
Molecule: messenger RNA, 1633 nt
Organism: Phoenix dactylifera (date palm)
Lineage: Eukaryota; Viridiplantae; Streptophyta; Magnoliopsida; Arecales; Arecaceae
Product: 7-deoxyloganetin glucosyltransferase-like
Molecular function (GO): quercetin 7-O-glucosyltransferase activity; quercetin 3-O-glucosyltransferase activity
Source: RefSeq, a predicted model, not a curated record